Molecule: messenger RNA, 1861 nt
Organism: Melanaphis sacchari
Lineage: Eukaryota; Metazoa; Arthropoda; Insecta; Hemiptera; Aphididae
Product: glycine receptor subunit alpha-3-like
Exons: 11
Coding region: 241-1650 (469 amino acids)
Biological process (GO): chemical synaptic transmission; chloride transmembrane transport; nervous system process
Cellular component (GO): synapse; neuron projection; membrane
Molecular function (GO): neurotransmitter receptor activity; chloride channel activity; transmembrane signaling receptor activity
Source: RefSeq, a predicted model, not a curated record
UUCAUGGUGUUUACUAGAUGCUUGUACAAUCGCCCCAUGAAUACAAAUAUUCGGUCGGUGUAUGCGUUUUGCUCUCGAAUUCGCGGGCAAAUCGUCGUCGUUAUAUUAUUAUAUAACUGAAAAAACGAGAUAAUGGCGCGAUAUAAUAAUACGCGUACAAAUAUUAUAUGAAUGCAAAUCGACAACGCGUACAAAACAGUAAAGUAUAAUAGCUAAUUAUACAGACGUUUUAGAGAUCGUAUGCUUGCUCGUUGCGGUCCACUGCACAAUAUGGGACCGAGUACUUCCUUAUCAUUAGUCGCAAUGUUUCAUUUGGUACGUUCGAAGGACUUUUACGAAAUGGAAACAGAGUAUAAUAAAAACAUGCUUCCAGACAAAAACGUAGACGUAUCUCUAUCAUUGCACAUCAAUCGAAUAUCUGGCGUGGACGAAAGCAAAGAGGAAAUAGCGUUGGACGUGUUUUUACACGUGUAUUGGGAAGACCCCCGGAUUUGGAUUUUGGGAAAUGCGAGUCAAGUAGAGCUAACCUGGGAUAAGGACCCGAAAUUUUGGAUCCCUGACCUGUACAUUAGGCAAUUGAGAGAGAUGAAGGUGCUAACGCUAUUUCAGGACUUAGCGUCGAUACGGUUGUACGACAAUAGCACACUCCGGAUUAGCAUUGGAGCGACCAUAAUAAUCAAAUGUGACAUGGACUUCGUACUCUAUCCGUUGGAUGUACAAACUUGCGCUGUAGACUUCGGCAGCUACAAAUACACGAUGACAGACAUGAAAUUUCAUUGGAGAGACGAUCCAUUGAUAUUCCCUAGCGACUUUGGCGAUGGAUUUCGAUUGCCUCGUUACGUUGUAUCGUUUGUCACUGAUAAUCGUUUAAAUGUGAUUUAUUACGGCGAUGGUAAUCAUUCCACGGCCCGGCUUGUGAUUACGCUCAGUCGCGAACUCAGAAGUCACCUACUAGAAAGCUACUUGCCAAGCACUUUAUUCGUUGUCAUGUCUUGGGGCAGCUUUGUGGUAAUGCCUGAAGUUGUGCCUGGUAGAAUGGUGCUACUGGUCACUACACUUCUGUCACUAGUCACCAUGUUCGAUACCAUAAGCAUACAUGGUGCUUUUGUCUACAAAUGGAGCAAUAUAAAAAAGAACAAUUCGCCGAGUGCGCUGGAACUGAAAUGCAUCGAAGUGUGGCUGAUAUCAUGCACGCUGUUCGUAUUCUUGGCAUUGGUCGAGUACUUUAUUGUGCUAUUCGGCAUGCGAUAUGAUAAACAUUGGAGACAUAAAAAACACAAUCUAGACGGUAAUGGAGGUGCUCCAAACAGACCGUCAUUGUUUGGGUCCAACAAAGUUCACGUAACAUCUGGAAACGAUGUGGCUACAGAGGAAGAUUCGGUAAGCGUGAUUGCAAAAGCUCAACAUCCCACAUCACAGCAACAAAUAUUGACGACGAACAAUGGACCAGCGCAGGUGGUUACAUCCACUGGAAAACUACGAUUCCGGUUGGUUGCCAAACAUGUCAUAUUGUAUUGUGGAUCGCCAAGAGGCAUCUUGGACCAAGUGUCAUUAGCACUGUUCCCGUUGUGCUUUAUCCUUUUCUCUGUCAUGUACUGGAUAUCGUACAUAACUGAGUCUAGACGGAAAUCGAUGGCAGCCGUUAUUUAACGUCUCAAAAAAUAAUAUCAUCUGCCAGUCAAAUGUGAACACCAACACCAUACUACCAACUGAUGUUAUUGUAUUUUUAAACAUAAUUUUUCUUUUUUACUAAUUUAUAGAGUUAGCAUAACAUCUAGGUAUUUUAACUUUUUUAAGUACAUUGUAUACAUUGUUAAGUUAUCUAUACCCAUGUCAUUGAGUUAGUAUAAAAAUGUGCUUA